Molecule: messenger RNA, 1380 nt
Organism: Verticillium dahliae VdLs.17
Lineage: Eukaryota; Fungi; Ascomycota; Sordariomycetes; Glomerellales; Plectosphaerellaceae
Product: TPR domain-containing protein
Exons: 1
Coding region: 1-1380 (459 amino acids)
Cellular component (GO): intracellular anatomical structure
Molecular function (GO): protein binding
Source: RefSeq, a predicted model, not a curated record
AUGGGCAUGGACAAGGCAGACGAAUACCCUUUCGACCUCGGCACAUACACCCGCCCCGUGACCACCCCCUCUGCCGAAUGCCAGGCAUGGUUCGACCGCGGCCUCGUUUGGUCGUAUGCUUUCAACCAUGAAGAAGCCGCCGAAUGCUUCCGCCGCGCCAUUGCGCAUGACGGCACCUGUGCCAUGGCCUAUUGGGGCCUCGCCUACUGCAUCGGCCCAAACUACAACAAACCCUGGGCCUUUUUCGACGCCGACGAGCUCGCGCGUGUCGUGCGUCAGGGCCACGACGCUGCGCUCCAGGCACAGGCUCAUCUCGGUGCUGUGACGCCUGUGGAGCGAGCCCUCGUCGCCGCCGUCCUCAGUCGAUACCCCCAGCCCACACCGGACGCCGACUGCGAGCCCUGGAAUGUCGCCUUUGCCCAUGCCAUGCAGGCUGUCCAUGCCCAGUUCCCCGACGAUCUCGACGUCAUCACCGUUUACGUCGACGCCGUCAUGAACCUCCACCCCUGGGACAUGUGGCAGCUCAAGACAGGCGAGCCUACGCCCGGCGCCCAGACACUCGAGAUGAAGACCAUUCUCGACGGCGCCCUCGGUCUGUCUGACACCGCAGCCGCCUCGGCCACCUCCGUCGCCGUCGGUGCCCCUCCACGAGGCGGCGCCCAGCACCCGGGUCUGCUGCACCUCUACAUUCACCUCCUCGAAAUGUCGCCCCACCCAGAACACGGCCUCCCUGCCGCCGACAACCUGCGCACCCUCGUCCCCGACGCCGGCCACCUCCUCCACAUGCCCUCCCACCUCGACAUCCUGACGGGCGCUUAUGCUGCCGCCGCCGAGGCCAACACGCGCGCCGCCGCCGCCGACGAGCGCUACCUCGCCCACGCCGGACCCCUCAACUUCUACACCCUCUACCGCAGCCACGACUACCACUUUCUCGUCUACGCCGCCCUCUUCUCCGCCCAGUCGGCCCUCGCCCUCGACGCCUGCCGCCGCCUCGAGGCCUCCCUGCCCGCGGCCCUGCUGCGCAUCCCCUCGCCGCCCAUGGCCGACCGCCUCGAGGCCUUUCUCGCCCUGCGUCCCCACGUGCUCGUCCGCUUCGGCCGCUGGCACGACAUUCUCGCCCUGCCGACCAUGCCCGAUCCGCCCAGCGCGCCCGGGCACGCCAAUCCAGACGAGAACAAGAACGAAACAGAGCACGAAGAAGACGCCUCGCUCCUCUGCGUCACAAACGCAACCCGCCUCUACGCCAAAGCCCUCGCCCACGCCGCCCUCGGCCACCCGUCCCGCGCCCGCGCCACGCAGCGCCUCUUCCUCGCCGCCCGCGCCCGCGUCCCCGCCUCGCGCACCCUCUUCAAAAAAAACGGCCCCCGACCUCCUCGCUAG